Molecule: messenger RNA, 543 nt
Organism: Mya arenaria
Lineage: Eukaryota; Metazoa; Mollusca; Bivalvia; Myida; Myidae
Product: inner centromere protein-like
Exons: 2
Coding region: 1-543 (180 amino acids)
Source: RefSeq, a predicted model, not a curated record
AUGCCGCGCCUAAGAAAGCAGUCACAGGAACAAAAGCGGAUAAAGGAGUUGACGCAGAAAGCAACACAAAAGUUAAAGACCAAAAAACAGUUUGAAAGUGCUAGUGAAAAUGAAAUUGACCACAAACUUACAUUUAACUGUGUUGACUUAAGUGUACACUUUGAUGUAGUUUUAGCUGUGGACAGGCAGGAACUCACACAUUCUUUGGAUCAGAAAACAAUGUUGUGGAGUGAGGUAUUAAAGCAAGCUACCAAACAGAGUUAUCACACACUUUAUAAACAAAAACAGAGAUCAGAUCCUUAUUAUCGGAAGAGGGAAAAUGAAAAAAGAGACAAAAUACGCAAAGAAAGGAGAAAUGAUCCUGAAUUGAGGCAAAUGGAUAAUGAAAAGAGGGACAAAGCCCGCAAAGAAAUGAGAAAGAACCCUGAAUCGAGGCAAAUGGAAUAUGAAAAGAGGGACAAAACACGCAUAGAAAUGAGAAAGAACCCUGAAUUGAGGCAAAUGGAAAAUGAAAAAAAAGGGACAAAACACGCAAAGAAAUGA